AUGCGCUUUUCAGCUCUCGCUAUCCUCGCCGCCGUGCCUUUGGCCGUCGACGCUUACCCUCAGUACGCCAAACGCUACGCGUCACUGAACGCGGAAAAACGCGGAAAGUAUCCCAUCCUGAGGCGUGCAGCGGCACCGUACUCCGACCAAUACCCAUACACUGGAGCCAAGCUCGACGGACAGGCGGGCACCGGCAAAGGCGGAGUUCAGGUGCCCGCUCCUGGCGACACCGACCAUUACUAUCAAGAUCCUCCUCCUGGUGCUUUCCGUGGCCCUUGCCCCGGCCUCAACACGCUCGCCAACCAUGGCUUCCUCUCUCGUGACGGUAUCACCACCUAUACGGAGAUGGUGGCAGGUCUUCAGAAUGUCUACAACGUAGACUUUGCCACCGCCGUCGUGCUCACCCUGCUGGGCUUUGUCUUUGACGGCGAUCCGGUUUCUCAGAUGCUCUCCAUUGGCGGUGAGGCCGUCGACAGGACUGGCCAGCACGGGAACUUCACGGGCGAGUACGGCGGAGUGAGCCAGCACGGCACAUUCGAGCUUGACGUCUCCCUGACGCGGAACGACUUCUACCUCAACGGGGAUGCGUACAGCUUGAACGGCACUCUGUUCGGUCUGAUGGUCGAGACGGCGAAGAACACGUCCACUGCCGAGAACCCGCUGUUCGACUUCAACGCGAUGGCACUCUAUCGCUUGCAGCAGUACCAGCGUGCGCGUGUCGAGAACCCCUGGCUGUACGUCCCCCAGCUGGUGUUGCACAACUACGGCGCCGCGACUUUCUUAUACGAAGCCUUCCCCUCCUCGGCGAAGAACAACACCCCGGACCUUGAGACGAUCUCUUCCUUCUUCGGCGCCGUCCAGCUUGAAGACGGUACUUGGGGGCAUGUAGGCGAGCGUCCUCCCCCGAACUGGCACAACCGGGUCAUCCCUAUGAACCUCGCCGACGUGACCAACGGCAUCGACGCGCUGUACGCCGCCUACCCUGUUGACUUCGGGGCGAACGUCAAUGGUGUAUGGAUCCCUGCUAAUCAGAGCUAUACGCCCAGCACCCCGAGCAGGAAGAGGCAAGCGAGUGGCAGUGGAGGGGAUACGAACCUCAUCUGCGGCGCUUUCCAGGAGAUCUUUAUCACUGCUCAGAACUCCCCUCAGCCGUAUGCGAUGCUCGAGUUUAUCCUGGAAAAGGCGACGCCCGUUAUGGCCCCCUACAACUGCUCUAUCCCCGGCUUGACCAGCAGCAGCUAG
Dacryopinax primogenitus is the source of this 1242-nucleotide messenger RNA. RefSeq names its product heme-thiolate peroxidase aromatic peroxygenase (gene HTP2). The record is from RefSeq and is a predicted model, not a curated record. Bases 1 to 1242 code for a protein of 413 amino acids. Gene Ontology annotation, molecular function: peroxidase activity. The transcript is spliced from 6 exons. NCBI's taxonomy places the organism in Eukaryota, Fungi, Basidiomycota, Dacrymycetes, Dacrymycetales, Dacrymycetaceae.